Papaver somniferum (opium poppy) is the source of this 522-nucleotide messenger RNA. RefSeq names its product kinesin-like protein KIN-14C. Bases 1 to 522 code for a protein of 173 amino acids. Gene Ontology annotation, molecular function: microtubule motor activity; microtubule binding; ATP binding. NCBI's taxonomy places the organism in Eukaryota, Viridiplantae, Streptophyta, Magnoliopsida, Ranunculales, Papaveraceae. The transcript is spliced from 4 exons. Gene Ontology annotation, biological process: microtubule-based movement. The record is from RefSeq and is a predicted model, not a curated record.
AUGGUUGUGUGUUGUUCCCUUAACGGCACACAUAGGAUCUGUACUAGCUCACAACCCAAUGGGUUAACUGUUGCUGAUGCCAGCAUGCACCCUGUUGAAUCAGUCUCGGAUGUCGUAAAAUUCAUGCAAAUUGGACUAGCAAAACAGGCAAGAGGUCUGACUGCUCUAAAUGAAAGAAGUAUUAGAUCGCACAGAUAUUUCAUCACACGUAGAGUUCUUAUAUCAGUUAAAUGUUUAUGCAGUAUUCUUACAGUUCAUGAAAGACUCCGGGAAGCACAAUAUAUAAGCAAAUCAUCAUCUGCCCUUGGCGAUGUUAUAUUUUCUCUGUCCCAAAAGAACGAUCAUGUACCUUAUGCAGAUAGCCAACUAACUCAAGUACUCCAGAGCUCUCUAGGUGGUCAGGCAAAGACUGUCAUGUUUGUGCAACUCAAUCCUGAUGUUGAUGCAUACUCUGAGACUCUAAGUACCUUAAACUUUGUUGAAAGGUUCUCUGGGGUUGAGGUGGGUUCUGCAGAGAAUUAA